Messenger RNA from Phytophthora nicotianae INRA-310, 282 nucleotides. RefSeq lists its product as hypothetical. The record is from RefSeq and is a predicted model, not a curated record. Lineage: Eukaryota; Oomycota; Peronosporomycetes; Peronosporales; Peronosporaceae. Gene Ontology annotation, cellular component: endoplasmic reticulum membrane; endoplasmic reticulum. Bases 1 to 282 code for a protein of 93 amino acids. The transcript has 2 exons. Gene Ontology annotation, biological process: protein folding. Gene Ontology annotation, molecular function: calcium ion binding.
AUGCUGACCAAGCUGGUGGUGGCUAUGGCCGCUGUGGCCGCGACUGUGGCCCAGGCCGAGACGAUCUUCCGCGAGACGUUUGACGACGCCGACUGGGAGAGCCGCUGGGUGGCCUCGACGUGGAAGCCCGCGGCCGAGGUGGGCAAGUUCGAGCAGGUGGUGGGCAAGCACUACGUGGAGGAGGGCGACAAGGCCAUCAAGACGAGCGAGGACGCGCGCUUCUACGCUCUGUCGGCCAACCGCGGAACUCUAACUGUGUUAGUACUGGAACAGCAUCGAUAA